AUGGCAUCCCUCAGGUCAGUAAAAGCCGAUCAUUGGAGGAUCCGUAGUAUCAUUACAGAUCUUGCAACUGAAGACCCCCCAUCAUUCCCUUCCAUGGAUUUGCUACGACUACUAUUUUGGAAUUGUUGCGGAGCCGGUAAUAACUCAUUUAAGCGUAAUCUUGUGGAGAUCAUCCAAGCUCACAAACCAGAGAUCAUUGUUCUUAUGGAAACUAAAAUUGCUUAUAGUAAAAUGAGCAACUUCUUCACUAGGCUUGGCACUGCCUCGUCUAUAGUUAAUCCUGUGGAUAGAGUAGGUGGCAUCUGGGUAAUCUGGGAUACCAACCAUGUCAAUGUUCUAGCUUCUAUGGUUAGCCCACAAGCUAUCCACACAACGAUUCAUAAAGAGAAUUAUGAAGAUUGGGUCAUAGCUGCUGUCUAUGCCAGCCCCGACCCAGUACUUUGUAACCAAUUAUGGAAAGAUUUGGAGGAUAAAGCUGAAACCAUGGAUAAGCCUUGGCUGGUUGCUUGGGAUUUUAACGACUAUGCCAGCCUUAAUGAAAUAAGAAGCUUCUCACCAUCACAUAAUAUUGGCAGGACCCAAAAAUUCUUUGAUCGAGUAAACAGCUGCAACCUUAUUGACCUAGGAAGCUCUGGGCCUCGUAUGACUUGCACUAAUAAUAGACAAGGAUUGACCAACACCAUGGAAAGACUCGACAGGGCAGUGUGCAAUGCGGAAUGGAGAACCAUGUUCCCUGAAGCUACUCUCGCCGGAAACAGAGAAACGUCAGGGGAUUUUCCAGUGAAGAUGAAACGGAGAGGCGGGAACAGCUCAAAGCUCGGUGGUAAUGGCAAAGAGGAGAGAGCUGCCGAGUUGACUCGGGCCAAAACAUGA
Messenger RNA from Camellia sinensis, 873 nucleotides. The record is from RefSeq and is a predicted model, not a curated record. Lineage: Eukaryota; Viridiplantae; Streptophyta; Magnoliopsida; Ericales; Theaceae.